AUGCCUCCGAGCGGCGGCGGGAAAGCCAGCGUGUACGGAAAGCAGGACUCGAUCCGCGCAAAGUCUGGCACAAAGCGACGCUUCAACGCAGGGGCCGGCGCCGGCCCCGCCACCACCGCAGCCAAGCCCUUCGGCGGCCCGUCAUCGUCUGGCUCGCUCGCUUCCUCGCUCGCAUCGCUCUUCCAGCCAUCACCUCACGGAAAGGAUGCCGCACUCGCUUCGCUCCUCGCUUCAUCGUCGAAACCUUCACUCGACCUCACCGCCAGGCAGCCAAGGGCAAAGGAUCAAGGCCUCGGCCUCGGCGCGCUCGAAGCCGCCCCUCCAAGUGCAAGGGAUGCUGCUGCGCAAAGGGCAAAGGCAAAGACCCAAGCCACUCAUCCUGCGGCAGGUGCUGACCUGACCGCAUCAGCCGCUCAGCAGGUUAAGCGCAGCGGCUCGACGCAGCAGCAGCAGCAUGCGCCAAAACCAGCUCCGAUCUCUUCAAAGAGUGUUGCGGGCGAGCCAGGACCUUCGAAUACCGCUGCGGUUGCGCCCUCUGCCCCUUCGGCCGCCUCUGCCCCAUCCGUCUCGCAUGCAACCGCUCUCAACCUCUUGCAGGCAUCCUCGGCCAGUCCUUCGCCGCGCGGCACACCUCAGCCUCAGCAGCAGCCCGCUUCUUCCGGCUCCAGCAGGCCCGCCAGCCUUGGCAGCAGCGCCGCGCCAUCGCGCCUCUCGACACCGCAGCUCGCCCCUCCGCCCCUGCCUGCCGGCCGCAAGCCAGUCUUUCGUCCGGUGCUCAACAGCCCGCUGAUGGUCAACUGGCCCGAGCUUCCCCAGGCCGCGUCCCAGACCAUUCUCCAUACCCUGCUCGACCUCCUCGGACAUCCCGAAGUGCAGCCGCACCUUGCAGCGUCGUUUGGCGGAUGCCGCAACAAGGACAAGGGCAAAGAGAAGAGCAAAGCCAAAGCCAGGAGUAAGGACAAGGCUGCAGAUGCUUCCGCGGUCGCGGAGAGGCAACCAAAGAGACGCCGCACCGCCGCCGUCGGACACGAGGACGCCGAUGCCGGCGCCGGCGCCGGCGCGCUGCAGAAGCAGCGGCCGUGGUUCCUUGCCGGCCUCAAUUCGACGACACGAGCGCUGGAGAGGUCGGUGCAGGAGAGCGUCGUCUCCUCUAGCGCCAAGGGAGACGAGACGCAAACCGAUCCGACGGCGACAGCGGUGGUCGCAGCAGCGGCAGGGCCAACGACCAUUACCCAUGUCUUUGUCUGCCGGCACGACAUCUCGCCGCCCACGCUCGUCGCCCACUAUCCGAUGUUGGCGUGCACGGUGAAUGCCAUCUGCCACUCGAUGACGCCGAGCGAAGGGCUUCACCUCGUCCCGCUUCCGCUCUCGUCGACCUCGAUGCUGGCAGAAGCCGUGGGGCUGCACAGCCUCACCAUCCUGGCGCUCACGUCGCACAUACCGGCACACCUGCUCGAGGCGCUCGAUCGCUCCAUCUCGGCCGCCUCGUCGACUUCGCCUCCGCGCUCCGAGACGGUGCUGCGUCGAGACUGGAUGGAGUCGGCCGUACAUGCCGCCCGAUCCGUCGGGGGGUCCAAGGCGUUCCCCCUCGUACCGGUACCGCAACCGACAGCGGGCGUGCAGGUGGCGCCGACGUCGAUCAAGCUGCUCCGAACGACGCAGCCCGUCGAUCUGAACGCGUGCCGAGUCGAAAAGAGGCGGAAGCGGACCGAACGCAGUCUGGCGGCACGACGGAAGAGGGAGCUCGAGUACGUCGCUCGCAAGUCGUCGCUGCUCAGUCGUCUCGGCGGCGGGUCCAAGCAGCGAAAGCAGCGGCGACACCCUGCGGACCCGUUCGUCAUCCCGACCGGUGCCAAGUCGGGUCUCGGGCUCAAUUCGAGGCCGAUCAAGCCGUUCAGGACCAAUAGCAGGGCGAGGAAGAGCGUCCUCGCCCCCUCUGAGAGCGGAUUGAGCGACAAGGCCCGACGCAACCAGCGCAGGAGGAUCAAAGUCAAGGCUCGAUCGGCUGCGAUCAAUGACGCUUCCGCCGCCGCCGCCACACAGGCUCCGGCUGCAAGGUAG
Messenger RNA from Pseudozyma flocculosa PF-1, 2061 nucleotides. RefSeq lists its product as uncharacterized. Gene Ontology annotation, molecular function: ribonuclease MRP activity. Lineage: Eukaryota; Fungi; Basidiomycota; Ustilaginomycetes; Ustilaginales; Ustilaginaceae. The transcript has a single exon. The record is from RefSeq and is a predicted model, not a curated record. Gene Ontology annotation, cellular component: ribonuclease MRP complex; cytosol; nucleolar ribonuclease P complex. Gene Ontology annotation, biological process: nuclear-transcribed mRNA catabolic process, RNase MRP-dependent; tRNA processing; intronic box C/D snoRNA processing. Bases 1 to 2061 code for a protein of 686 amino acids.